This is a messenger RNA of Symbiodinium necroappetens, 1077 nucleotides long. The record is from the annotation of a GenBank genome assembly. Lineage: Eukaryota; Dinophyceae; Suessiales; Symbiodiniaceae.
AUGGCCUCACUCUCCUAUUAUGCGGGAGGUGAGUGGAUGAACUUCCCCUAUGGCAGCGAGCCGCGGAAACCGAAGGUCGAAGUCCUCCAUGCGACCAAGGAGCUAGUAAAGUUUACCCUCAGUGAUACAGACGUCAGUGUGGCGAACUCACUUAGACGGGUGAUCCUUGCCGAGGUUCCGACCAUGGCCAUCGAAAUCGUCAACAUUGAAGAAAACGACACAGUUCUCUUUGAUGAGUUCAUUGCUCACAGGAUGGGUUUGAUACCUUUAUCUAGCCACGGAGUUGGAGAUAUUCCUCCGGACGGUGGUGUUUUAGAGUUCAAGGAUUGCAACUGCUUUGAUGGAUGUCCGUACUGCACGAGGGAGUUCAGGCUCAAUGUUACCAAUCGUGAGGACAAGGUUCUUUCAGUUACGCAUUUCGAUAUUGAGGAGGACACACAGCAGACGAAAAGGUUCGAGCGACCAGAGUGGCCGCACUUCAAGAAAGUGCGGUGCUGUCCUUUUCGGGACCCUACCCUAGAUGAGGAAGCAGAUCACAAAGAGAACGGCAUUAUCAUCGCGAAGAUGAAGAAGGAUCAGAGCUUGAAGAUGAUCUGCACAGCCCGGAAAGGCAUUCCAAAGUAUCACUCCAAAUGGAUGCCAGUGGCAACCUGCGUCAUGAACUAUGAACCGAUUGUAAGUGUGAAUCCAGAAGUUGCAGCAAAGCUGACACUAGAUGAGAAGAUAGACUUCGUUCAGUCUUGUCCUCGGAAAGUCUUUGAGAUGGUUGAGAUCGAGGACACACACACGAUUGAGGUGGCCAGGCAUGAAGACUGCAUAUUUUGUGACGAGUGCACGACCAAGGCCAGGCUUCUGAACAAGAAGGAUCUUUGCACGGCAACGAUGGACACGUCGAAAUUCCACUUCACGGUUGAGGCUGUGACGUCAGAUGGGCCGCGAACAGCUGUGGACGUUGUCCGCGCUGCGCUGCGAAUACUUGACUACAAGCUGUCCCUCUUUCUUAAGGACGCAUAUGGGGACGACAUCCAAGAUCACCUGCCGUUGGAACCAGCGGUGCGAGAGAGGACAGGAAUGUAG